AUGUGUUUCGGGGUUGCAGUUGGCGCCGACAAACUUCAGACUCUCUCGUAUGCUGCACCACAGCAAUCAUCCGAGGAAUCUUACGAAUCUAGUGAAGCUAAGUACGACUUCAGCUACGCGGUAAAGGACGACUCUUCUGGCAACCACUUCGGUCACCAGGAGAACCGCGACAACGACAACACCAAAGGGUCGUACUACGUACAGCUCCCCGAUGGUCGUCUGCAGACUGUGACUUACUACGUGGACGGUGACUCAGGCUACGUGGUCGAGGUGACUUACCAGGGAGAAGCUCGCUACCCCGAGUCUUCAGAGUCUUCGGAGUCCAGCGAGGCUGGUGGCUAUGACCCUCGUCGAUCCAUCUACGGGUAG
This is a messenger RNA of Cherax quadricarinatus, 369 nucleotides long. RefSeq names its product pro-resilin-like. The record is from RefSeq and is a predicted model, not a curated record. Lineage: Eukaryota; Metazoa; Arthropoda; Malacostraca; Decapoda; Parastacidae. Gene Ontology annotation, cellular component: extracellular matrix.